UCUUUCUGACUCAUCUCUCUAGCUUACUCCAUAAAUAUGCACAAUAAAGAAACUAAACCACCCAUAUUUGGAAAAAAGGCUUGCUUAGUCUGCAAAAUCUCAUGGCAGAACCAAGUUUCUUCGUUGGAGUGAUAGGUAACAUCAUUUCAAUUCUCAUGUUUCUUUCUCCUGUACCUACGUUUUGGAAAAUAAAGAAGCACAGAUCCACCGAAGAUUUCUCGAGCCUUCCAUACAUUUGCACUUUGCUUAAUUGCUCCCUGUGGACUUACUAUGGAAUCAUAAAGGCUGGAGAAUACCUCGUGGCCACUGUUAAUGGCUUUGGCAUCGUGGUGGAGACAAUCUACAUUAUUCUAUUUCUCAUAUAUGCACCAAAAGGGGUCAGGGCUAAGGCUUGCAUUCUGGCUUUGCUUUUGGAUGUGGGAAUCUUGGCAGCAGCAAUAGUUAUUACUCAAAUAGCAUUGCACGGAGAGGCUCGUAGUGGUGCUGUUGGUAUCAUGGGUGCAGGCUUGAACAUCGUUAUGUAUUCUUCACCUCUUUCUGUCAUGAAAACAGUGGUGACGACUAAAAGCGUGAAAUAUAUGCCAUUCUUCCUUUCCUUUUUCUUCUUUCUAAACGGUGGCGUUUGGUUGUUGUACGCUAUUCUUGUUCGUGAUGUUAUUCUCGGGGUACCAAAUGGCACUGGAUUUUUUCUGGGAGCAAUGCAAUUAGGGCUAUACGCAAUAUACAGAGAUGGAUCAAAACGAGUUUCAAAUAACAGGUUGGAAGAAGGAUUGCAACAUGAGCCUCUCAUGUCACAGUCAAAUAAUGAGUCACAUCAGAAGGAAGAAGAGAGGCCCAUCUAGUUGUAAAGCUAUGCAGACGCUCCACCAUUAGUUCACCUCUUUUGCCGAUUAUUAAUUGCUUGAUAUUUUCACAAUAUAGCAAAAAUAUUAAGGAAAAUUAAAUGUUCAAUUACUUGGUUAGUUAAUCCAAUAAGAGUGUGUUUCAGCUUUCAAAUAUUCUUCAUAAAUGUUAUUGAUUUUCAAACCUGUAAAAAAUAUGGAGAUCAUCUGUUGUACGUUUAUUACAAGAAAAGUGGCAUGUACCUCGUACACUUUUACUUAUAGAAAUAAUAUGUGAAAUCUAAAAAUACUUUUA
Cajanus cajan (pigeon pea) is the source of this 1137-nucleotide messenger RNA. RefSeq names its product Nodulin MtN3 family protein (gene SWEET17). Gene Ontology annotation, molecular function: sugar transmembrane transporter activity. Gene Ontology annotation, biological process: carbohydrate transport. Gene Ontology annotation, cellular component: membrane. The record is from RefSeq and is a predicted model, not a curated record. NCBI's taxonomy places the organism in Eukaryota, Viridiplantae, Streptophyta, Magnoliopsida, Fabales, Fabaceae.